Messenger RNA from Syngnathoides biaculeatus (alligator pipefish), 4916 nucleotides. It is a transcript of the gene znf142, whose product is annotated as zinc finger protein 142. Gene Ontology annotation, biological process: regulation of transcription by RNA polymerase II. Bases 399 to 4916 code for a protein of 1505 amino acids. NCBI's taxonomy places the organism in Eukaryota, Metazoa, Chordata, Actinopteri, Syngnathiformes, Syngnathidae. Gene Ontology annotation, molecular function: RNA polymerase II cis-regulatory region sequence-specific DNA binding; DNA-binding transcription activator activity, RNA polymerase II-specific. The record is from RefSeq and is a predicted model, not a curated record. Gene Ontology annotation, cellular component: nucleus. The transcript has 10 exons.
CAGUGUUCCAACUGGAUACUAUAUGAUCUGAUCCAUGCUGUUCCAUUUUUAAAUCGAUCGCUGUUGCAUUAUUGCAUUUCGUUUCAGAAGAAAACAGCGAGACAAAAUAGAUUUUAAACCUAGAGAUUUCGCCUUUAAGGUACUAAUGUUUAUUUUUUUUUCUUUUUUACCAUGGAAAAAAGUAGCAACAUUUAGCUGCCCCAUAGUCAUAACAAGCUAACGCUACUAUAACGAAGCUUGGGACGACGUUACAGCCAAGUUUUUGUACAAACCAUUGUAGUCUGCUGGAAAAAAAUGUAUUAUUAAGCAGUGACCACCCCUCGCCAUUCUUGAAUUCAGAAUCCUUCACAAAACACAGGAGGGUUCUGCCUCACCACGAGAAGAUCAACCUCCUGGAUAUGCUACGAGGAGGGAAAAGUUGUGCCGAAGUAGCUCGCCACUAUGACCUGAACGAGAGUACUGUCCGAUACAUAAAGAAGAAGGAGACUGAGAUAAGAACGACCCACGGACUAUUGGAGAUGAUGGAACCUCAGCAAUGUGAAACAAGCAGGCAGGAUGUUGCAGAUGAUGGCGCUCAGCCUACUUGUAACUUCACGGAGAGACGCCUACGCAGCUUUAAAACCAGUAAGUGUACAAAUGCAGAACCCCAACCACGAAUCUCCACUGAAAGGCCAAAAAGAAAAACACAAUCAAACCUGACUUGCAUGUCAUCAGUGACAUCAGAUGGCGAUGAAGCAGAAGUAGAGGUUGUCGUAGAAGAAGAUGAAGAAUACAAAGAAGACGAUGACGCUGAAGUACCAAAGAGGCAGAAAGCCAAAAAACGGAGAAAAGCGAAGGGAAAAGACAAAAUAUUGCCGACCAAAGAAUAUAUUGCAGAGGAGUCAGAGCACAUGUAUGACACCCACAUUUGCCACAAGUGUCGACGCUGUUUCAAGAUGCGCUCCCAUCUCCAAGAGCACCUCCAUGUGCAUUUUCCUGACCCGGCUCUGCAGUGUCCCAUCUGUGAGCGGUUCUUCACCAGCAGGAGCAAACUUCGCGUGCACCAGCUACGUGAGGCGGGCGAAAAGGUCCACCGUUGCCAUUUGUGUGAAUACUCCGCCGUGGAGCCGAAUGCCAUCCAACGCCACCUCACCACGGUUCACUCAGAUGAAAUUGAAGAGGACCCAACACGCCACAGCUAUCACUGUCCCACUUGUGGUCAAAGUUUUGGCCAGAGUGGGUCACUGAAAGCUCACAUAAAGACUCAUCAUGCCCAAACACCCAAAAUGGCUGUAGCCUGCUCCCACGAUGGUUGUCCUUUCCGGAGUCAUUUGCGCAGGGCUCACAUGCGACACGCUGCAGAGGAGCAUAGGAUCACAGCUGUGGGGUGUCGCCAUCAUGCCUGUGUUGCUGUGUUUCCCACUGAGGAGACCAUGGAGAUUCACUUCAAGACCCACCUCGCUUACCACUGCUCGCAAUGUGAUUUCUCGUGUUCUAACAAGGCCACUUUCCUCCGGCAUCAGCGGCAGGGUCACGCGGGCAGUGAGAAACUCUGCUGUGAAUUUUGUGACUUUUUUACGUUCAACCCAGUGAAAUUCAAGCAGCACGUUGGACACUUACACGCCAAUGAGAAAACUCACCGCUGUUCGCAGUGCAGCUAUGUGACAUCACACAAGAGGGCCUUGAAUCGACACAUGGUGACGCACAGUGGUGAGAAGCCGCACAAGUGUCAGGUGUGUGACUUCAGGUGCCGAGACGAGUCGUACCUCUCAAAGCACAUGCGCACACACUCAAAUGACAGGAACUUCAUGUGUGAGGAAUGUGGCUACAUCACAAAGUGGAAGCACUAUCUAAACAUCCACAUGAGGAAGCACGCAGGAGACCUCAGGUAUGAGUGUGAUCAGUGCCCAUAUCGCUGUCACCGCAUGGACCAGCUCAACAGCCACAAAUUACGACAUCAGGCCAAAUCACUUAUGUGCGGGAUCUGCACAUAUGCCUGCAAACGUAAAUGUGAACUUCGCAAUCACAUGUUGGCUAAACAUUUGGUAGAGGGCAAGCAAGCAUCUGUACACAAGUGUAAAUACUGUGCCUACACGACGGGUUUCCGACAAGCCCUUCAAAAUCACGAGAACUGUAAACACACCAGACUUAAACAGUACCGCUGUGCUCUUUGUCUCUAUUCUUCGUUCAGUAGCAUCAGCCUCUUCCUGCACAAGAAGAAAGCUCAUGGUUAUGUGCCUGGUGACAAAGUAUGGCUGGAGAAUUAUGCUGCCAAAGAGAGGGAGAGGAACUCUAAUAGCAUGCUACAAGACUCACUGACAGUUCAUAAGAGAUCUGGGUUGUCCAUCGAAGAACCCAUUCCAACGGAAGAGUCUGAUCCUGGCACUCAGGCAGAUCAGAGUGCCACAACAGCUGCUGAAGGUUGUUCAGAAGCUUUUCCAUCACCGGAUGCUAAUGCUCUCCUGAAUAAGGAGCUGACCAGUGAAGGAAUAUCAUAUAUUCCUCCAGCUGUGACCAGUUUAGAAUACUGCACCCUUGUUUUAACAACACUGAGCCCUGAAUGUGAAUAUGUUUUUUUGCCAAAGGAGGAAGUAAGUUCUCAUAUUACAUCUACUACCUCAGAUUUGGCUAAACAAAAAGAAGCCAUGACUAUGUCUAUAAAUUCACCUGAAGAAGAUGAGACAAACACUAUUCAUGAUGAGGGUGAAAAAAGUUGUGAUGAGUCUGACAAUGAAACUCUAGAAUUUCCAUCUGAGAAAGAUCAGAUCUUGGAACAUGAUGGCCCUUUGAAUCCUACAAGAACACAAGCUGAAGUUCCCGUUUUGGGCGGCAGGGUCCCAACACAAGAGCAGUGCUCUUAUGUUACCAAGAAAGAGAAGACUAUUCAGAGCCACCGUCGCUCUUGUGGUAGAUUGCAGCAUCAUGAGGGUCAGCCUUCUAGUUACUCGUUGAAAGGGAGAGAGGGCCUUGAUGGCCAACUUGUCAAGAAGUGCCCACAAACAUUUAUUAACAAGGGAGCUGAACAGAUAGAAACCAACUCUACUGUGAAUCAAGACACUUCUGAGAAACGCAAAGGAGCAGAUAUUCUCCCACAGCAAAAAGGUAUUUCAGCAGCAGUAGAUUAUCACGGUGGCUCUGUUCAUAGUGCCUCUAUGUCCAGUGAGCUAAAUUGUAAUCAAAGUCAACAUGGAGAGAUUUCAGUGCACAAACACGUAGCACAUACUGGGAAAUUCAUGUGCAACUUUUGCAGUUUUUCAUCAGUCAAGAUCGCAACAGUUAAUCGACACAUUUCCGGUUGUCAAAAACGAAAAGACAAUGAAGUCAUCAGUAUUCCAGUCAAAGAAAAGCCGCCUAUUGAGGAUGGUUCUGGGAAACGUUUUUCUGGUGUGUCUGAGGGUGGAAUAAGAAAUGCUUUAGCUAUCCAGGAAAAGCCCAAUGUGGUCCAGAGCGCUACGUGUGUUGUUAAACCAAAGCAUUUAACCCCCAACUCUACCGUCAAGCAAGAGGGAUGUCAAGCUCAAAACCAAACGAGUGCUUCGUCCCCUCACACAUGUCGUUAUUGUCCUUUCAUCACCACCAGACGUUACCGUUUGGCAGAGCACCAGUCCCGUCACACAGGAACCGGACGCCACGUCUGCAACGUCUGUGACAAGACCUUCGGAUCGGUAACAAAGCUGCGUCAGCACAAAGUGCGUGUCCAUGAUAGACAACCCACUUUUCCAUGCUCAUUUUGCGACUACAGCGGCUACACAGUUGAUGAUGUAAGGCGACACACUCGCAGGUGUCACAUGGGGAACUCAAAUCAUGACUGCAUUGAUUGCGAGGCUAGCUUUAGUUCAGAAGCGGCUCUGAGAUACCACCGCAAACGAGCGCACCGGGAGCGGGCAUAUUCUGCCUGCGAACGCUGCGACUUCUCUUGCAGCAGUGAGGCCACUCUGAGGAACCACCAACGGAGCAAGCACCAGGAGUCAUUUGAGACCAAAGAAAUCGGUCAGGCUUAUCGGAGAAUCCACCUCACCCACCAGUGUCAGCUCUGCUCUUUCGCUGGCAAAACCAGACAGCUUCUCGCACAGCACCUUCUUAAGGAGCAUGAGGAGUCCACCUUAAACAAACCACUCCGGUGCGGAAGCUGUACAUUUGCUUGUCGGCAUCCACUGGUGUUAGAACAGCACCUCCGCUCGCACGAAGGCAAGCCCGUGUACAAGUGCGGAGAAUGCAAGUACUCGACAGGCAGCAAGCAGAAGAUCACCUUGCAUGUCCGCAUACACAUGGGAGAGAAGCCCUACAGGUGUGAGAUUUGUAGCUACGCCUGUGUCGAUCCCUCAAGGCUAAAGCUUCAUAUGCGGGUUCACCGAGAAGAGAAAAAGUAUCUUUGUCCUGAGUGUGGCUACAAAUGUAAGUGGGGCACUCAGCUGAAGUACCACAUGACCAAGCAUACAGGAGAGAAGCCGUACCCCUGCGACCAAUGUGACUACCGCACCAACCGAGCGGACGCCCUCCAGGUCCACCGGGUCACGCGUCACUGUGAUGUGCGCGCCUAUGUUUGCGAGAAAUGCGGCAAAGCCUUCAAGACUAGCUUCAUCCUGAAGACCCACCAGCGCCAGCACGGCGACGAGCGGCCGUAUCCUUGCGGCAUCUGCCACAAGGCUUUUCGCUGGCCCGCCGGCCUCAGGCAUCACUUCUUGACACACACCGAGCAGAUGCCGUUUCGCUGUUGCUGCUGUUCAUAUAGAGCCAAGCAGAAGUUUCAGGCGGUGAAACAUUUGCAGAGACACCACCCGGGGACGCCGGUAGAGCAGGGGGUAGUGAAGGACUCGGACACUGGCGGCCUCACCCUGAAGGACGCUAUGCAAGGAAUGUUGAACAAUAGAGUAACAGAGGAGACGCGUGAGCAAGUAACAUCGAGGAGCAGCCAAGCUUUGAGUGGAACUCGGUGA